Messenger RNA from Glycine soja, 1036 nucleotides. RefSeq lists its product as uncharacterized. The record is from RefSeq and is a predicted model, not a curated record. The transcript is spliced from 2 exons. Bases 179 to 778 code for a protein of 199 amino acids. Lineage: Eukaryota; Viridiplantae; Streptophyta; Magnoliopsida; Fabales; Fabaceae.
UAACUUAUGCUUGGAGAAACAAUAAAGAAUCCUGCAAAAGGAAACUUGCGUCUGCACUUUGCACCCCUCAUAUAGGAUCCAAAAGUGGCAACUCUUUUUGCUAUAGGAGGAGUCUUCAAUCUUCAUCUACAUCAGUUCUAGCUAUACCGUUCCUUCUGCUACUACUCAACUGCAAAGGAUGGUGCUGCCCAAGUUCUCUCUGUGCUUCUGGCUUCUCCUUUCUUCACUUGUGAUUCUCUUAAUAAAUUGUCCAGUUAAAUGUGACGAUGAUGAGGAAGACAAUCUCUAUCAAGGUAUCAACAAGUAUCGAGCAUCGUUAAACUUGAAAGCUCUAACAAGGAAUGAUAAUGCAAAUUGCCUUGCCGAAAAACUAGCUAACCAAUUCAAGAAACAACCCUGCACAAAUACCACAGGUGCUAACACUGUACCUGGCACAGAACCUCAGUUUUCCAACUAUCCAGACCUUUUAUCCAAGUGUGACUUGGCUAUUUCCAACACAAGGGAUGGAAAUGUAAUGCCUGCCUGUGUUCCUGGCCUGGUUCCAAGUCUUGUCCUUGCUAAUUUCACCAAAUCUCUCUACUCUGAUAGUCUCAACGACACAAAGUAUACAGGAAUUGGUAUUGGUUCAGAAGAUAACUGGAUUGUUGUGGUCUUGACCACUAACACUCCUUCAGGAACCUUUGCUCCCUAUAGUUCUAAUGGUGUCAAUUUGAUUUCUAAAUCUGGAUUGAUUUACUGCUCAGUGCUCUUCUUAGUUGGUUACAUUUUGCUGUUAUGAAACAAGGAGGUUGGCUGUUGGAAUGUUUCAUGGUUACAAUUUUGUUACCAAUCAAAUGUAUUGCUUGUUUCAGGGUGAGCUUAACGAAGACAUCUGCUUUUCUAGUAGGAAAUUGGGAGGUCCUUUUGUAACUGUUGUUUUGGUAUUGUAAUUCUAUAGAAAGCAAGAGACAAAUGGAAGAAAGAAAGCAUUAUUCCUAAAGGAUUGUUAUCUUAUUGUUGUCAUUAUUAUCAAUAAUAUCAUUUUUGAGCUUGGAAA